Molecule: messenger RNA, 615 nt
Organism: Theobroma cacao (cacao)
Lineage: Eukaryota; Viridiplantae; Streptophyta; Magnoliopsida; Malvales; Malvaceae
Source: RefSeq, a predicted model, not a curated record
AUGACUAUUUCUGGGAAGAGUUUUGGAGGUAUUGACAGAUGUAGAAUGUGUGGGAAAUAUCACGUCGAGCUGUGUAGGGAGCUUGUACGAUGUUUUCAUUGUGGUCAACCGGGUCACAUUAGGAGUGAUUGCCCACAGUUUGGACGAACUACUGUAACUGCUCUAUCUCCACCAGUUCGCAUGGAUAUGCAGAGGAGAGAUACUUUUGGGUUACCACCAAGACAAGGAGUAGCCAUACCGUCUGGUGUAGAGAAUAAUGCCCCGACACAUCCACCCUCUAAACCACAAACUCAUUCUGGCUCAGACAGGUCUUAUGUGAGCACGACAUUUGCAUCAUAUUUUGAUAGAACCCUGUCACCGUUAGAGGAAGAAAUUAUAGUUCACACCCCUUUAGGAGAGAAGUUAGUUAGAAACACUUGUUAUAGAGACUGUGGAGUAAUGGUUGGUGAGGAAGAAUUUAGGGGCGACUUGAUUCCUUUAGAGAUCCAAGAUUUCAAUUUGAUAUUGGGUAUGGACUGGUUAACUGCACAUCUAGCUAACGUGGAUUGUUUCAAGAAAGAAGUUGUUAUUCGAAAUUCGGAGGGAGUAGAGAUUGUUUUUGCAAGGGAACGUUGA